AUGCUAAAAUUAUUUAUUCUUGUCGUAUUAUCCUGUUCGAUCAAUUCAUUAUGGGCAGGAACACCAUUCAAAGAUUGUGGAUCAGAGGCAGGUACAAUUCAAGAAUUUGAAGUAACGGAUUGUCCAACAGCUCCAUGCAAAUUUACAAAAGGCAAAACAUAUGCAAUGAAUUUAACAUUUACAGCCAAAGCUCCAUCAAAAACAGCGACAGUUAGCAUUCAUGGUGUUAUUGGUGGUGUUCCGGUUCCAUUUCCAUUACCAGAUCCAGAUGCCUGUAAAAUGAAUGUUAAAUGUCCAAUAAAUCCAAAUGAUAGCAAUGUAGCAUCAAUGUCGUUACCUGUUUUAGAAAUAUAUCCAUCAAUUUCACUUUAUGUCAAAAUUGAACUUAAAGCUGAUGAUCAAAAACAAGAUUAUGCUUGUUUAUUAUUUCCAGCAACAAUAAUAAGUAGUGCACAUGGAAGAAAAAAUUUAGUUGGUUGGAAAAAAGGCCAAUUGUUUGAAAUGCUUGAUUAA
Messenger RNA from Rotaria sp. Silwood1, 513 nucleotides. Lineage: Eukaryota; Metazoa; Rotifera; Eurotatoria; Philodinida; Philodinidae. The record is from the annotation of a GenBank genome assembly.